Molecule: messenger RNA, 5322 nt
Organism: Chelonus insularis
Lineage: Eukaryota; Metazoa; Arthropoda; Insecta; Hymenoptera; Braconidae
Exons: 7
Coding region: 1083-3614 (843 amino acids)
Molecular function (GO): sequence-specific DNA binding
Source: RefSeq, a predicted model, not a curated record
CCCUGAGUGCAUCGGAGUUUUGCCGACGAAAGUAGCGGUAUCGUCGCUGACCAGUCGCGAUUACAAUUAUCGUUGUCUAGGCAGUGUCACACAAUAUUUAAAUGAUUAAAGUUCCAUUAAAAAAAGCGCAAUAAUUUAUUCAGUGGAUGGGGAAGUUUAAUUGAGAUACAUGAAAUCAAAGUGUUGCGAAAAUCUUCGAAAGUCUUACAUCUCCUUAGAAUCAUCUCCGAUGUUAAUAGUUAACAUUUAACAAAAUAGAAAGGUUAUGUUGACGCAGCAGGACGCAAAAGCUUAAGAUAGAAACAGUUUUCAAAGUGUCAUUGACCGAAUAAUGGAAUAAUUAUUUUAAUUCAUCAUAAAAAAUGUUUUGUUUGAUAAAGAAAUCAUUCAAGAUAUUUAAUACAUAAUUACAGUAUCAAUAUAAAGUUAUUGAAGUGAUGAAGUGAAAUACGAAUACAAUGUUCGUAUGUUAAAUUAUUAAAGAAAUCAGCAAUUUUAAGAUGAUCAAUAAAUAUAUUAAAUGAAUUUCAAUGGAUUUUAUUGCUCUUAAACGGUUGUCAAUGUGUGAAUGUAUGUCACAAUAUCCGUGAUUACUUAAUGAGACAACAAGUGAAAGUUUUUUGAGAUUUAAAAAAAAAAUCUGUGAUCUACAGUGUUUAUGAGCGUAAAAAUAAUAAAACGCCUUGCAAAUGAUUUAUCAAUUACAAUUGUUAAGUAUGUUCAAUUUUGAAGAGUGAUAAAUUAUUCUGAUUCAGUUCUUGUGAACAUUUUAUACAAUUGUUCCAAGUUGGAAAACUUUCUGGUUAAUGUCAUUGAAAAAGAAAAACCGAGUAAAAACAAUACCUAACCUAUUGGACAAUUUAUAAGAGGAAUAAGCGGAGGGAAAGAGGAUGUUGCAGACGUGGACGAAUUAUCGGCAGAGUUGGCAUCUAUAGAACAGCCGAUAAACUUAAAAACUCAGCUGGGAAGUUUUCUGGAGAAAUAUAUUGUAGUUGUGUAUCACUCGAGUUAUUUGUAUCACGUGUGGGACUUACCGAACUUAGAUCUAGAAGACUGUGAAAUGUAACCAAAGAUUAUAAGGGAUGUCAGAAAAUCCGAUAAUCAGCAAUCCCGAAGAGGGUGAGAACUUUUCUCUCACCUCUGCAUCACCAACAGUUCUUCCGAAUAAAAGCCCAAAUGUUGAACGAUGUCGUAGUACUGACAAAAAACUUGAGCAAAAUUGUAAAGAUUCUUCUGAGUUUUCAAAAAAUGUCCAGAAAGAUGCAAAUUUAUUAACACCUCGAAGGUCUUCUCAGGAGUUUGAUGAAAUAAAUGAUUCAACAACUUUGGAAGACUCAAAUACUCCUCGAGCAUCUCCAUGUUGUCGAAGAAAAUCUGGACAAGAAGAGAUAUUGGAUAAAAUCCUUAAUACUGUACCAUCCGAAGUAAAACUUGACGAUGAAAAAAUUUCGCCUAAAAGUCCUGAAGAUACUUCGAUAAUAAUCAAUGAAAAAUGUUUAGAGCAAGAACAAACAUCCUCAAUAAUUUCUGAUAAUAGAAGUGAAGUUGAUGAUUCUGAAGUUGGUAUCGUUGGUCCGGCAACAGCUGCUGAAAAUGUCUUGAAUGAUGAAGAACUUUUAGACCCAUCAAAGGAUGAAAUAAGAGACAACCCAGUAACAGAAUGGAUCGAACGUUCUUCACUUCAUAAAUCUAAAAAUAUUCUAAAGGAUAUUUCUAUCCAGCAACAGCAAUCUACGCGGAAGUCUCAAAGAAUCGUGACAAGUAUCAUAAAACGGAGUAUAAAAUGUUUAAAUAAAAUGCAUGCCAUGGACUGUGGUACCACAACACCUGGAAAUGGUAAAGAUAUGGACAAAAAAAAAGACGAUGCUGGAGAUUCACCAAAGGUACCACAAAAUCGCCAAAAUGGAGCUGCGUUGCCAGAAGAAACUGCAACCGCGACUUCAGCCACAACAGGAGGUAGGGUUAAAAUUGAAAGACUUGCUGCUGGUGGACCAGUGAAAAAAGAAAACCACUCAGAUGAUGAUGAGGAUUACAUUGAGGUUAAAAAGAAAUCAAGAACAGCGGGAAAAGAAGCAAGAAAAAGACGCUCUGUUGAAGAGACAUUUUCAACUAACGGAAAUCCCAAAAGAACAUGCUUUGAACAGAGAGAAAGGUUCAUUGAUUCUCUUGUUGGCUGUGAAAGAAUCAGCGCUGAAGAGCUAGCAACUCGAGCUGAAGAAUUACGUGCUGAAGUUCAGGCUUUAGAUGAGCUUGCGAGAGCCAAAGAAAUGGAGUGGAAUGAAAUUCUAAGUAUGAGAAAACUUAAAGAAGAGGCUUAUUUAAGAGUAGAACGUAAAAGACAAGUUAUGGGCUUCCUAGAGAGUAAUAAUGGACAAAUGUCUGAUAGUUUACCUCCAGCAAGUCUUUCUUUGGUUCCUGAAUGGGAGGAAUCAAGACAAGAUAUGAGCCAAGAUCGUACUCGAAAUACUCAAGAAUCUGCAAAUAAUCCUGAAAAUAUUCACGAAGAGAGAAUGACUACAAGAUCGCGCUUAGAAGUAUUAAGAGAAAAUUUACAUGCCACUGAAGACGAUACUGUUUCUAUUGUCACUAAAAGUGAUAAUGAAAUAGCCAAUCUUAGCCAAAAAUCACAGAGAAGUACAUCAGGUUCAUCCUCAAAGCCUGGAGGUGAAAGUGGAAGGAAGCUAAGACGAUCGAUAGAACAACAUUUAGAUAACCGACAAAUUGGAGAAGGUAGACAGGGCCCUAUUGUUGAUGUUAAAUCAAUUAUUGCUGAUCAUCGUCUCAGACAUCCUGAAACGGUACCUAGAAGAGGUCGUAGAAUGAGAAAUUCUGUCAAUGUUCAUCUUGGGACUGGUGGUGCAAUGGUAGAAACAGGUCAUGGUGAUUCAAGACCAUCAAGUACUGAUUCUUGUAAAAGUAAUUCAAACAUUGGUGAUCAAAAUCCUAUGAGCUUUAAGGAUGUUCUUGUUCAAUUUGCAAAACUUAGUCAGCAACAAGGUGAACCUAUGAAAACUCCUCAAAAUUAUCCUGAUGUAACAUUACAUCCUGUCGCACCAUCCGCAGUUUCUAUAAAUUCUAAUGCCUCUUCUCAACAAACGGGAUCUCUUCUUCAUGGUAUACUGACUAAAAAUCAAUCUCCACGACCUACUACAUUUUCGCCAACUCUUGCCAGGCUUUUAACUGCACCUGAAAGAGAAAGGAACUCUUCAUCAUCAACAACUAUUGGUCAACAAGGAUCUCAAUCUCAGCAUCUUAUUCAGGCAUACCAAGGAAGCAACCCUGUUUCGAUUAGUGAUUUACUCUCUUCUUCCAAGGCCAGAACAGAAAUCACUAUAACUCCAGUGGUCAACCCUCAAAUACAAUCGGCUCAUCCUAACAAUGUUGUUCAUGUGGAUGAUGUUGAAGAAGAAAACUCGUUAGCAGAAGAAAGAGAUAGUAGGCGAGGGUCUAGUGCUCGUGAUAAUAGAGAAGAUAGAGAUACUCCACCACGAUGUCAAGGAUGUCAUGAACGUGCUGCUCAAUUUGUUUGUGCGGGCUGUGGAAACCAAUGGUAUUGCAGUCGUGAAUGUCAGGUUUCGGCUUGGGAUGAACAUUCGGAGGUUUGUUCCGGCUAGCAUUAAACAUUAAUUUUUUAAACAAUUCAUUGAAACAAAAAUUAAUAAAUAAUUAAAAAUAAAGAGUAAUGAGAAGAAAAUCCGAAUGAAUCGGAAAUGAAUCUAGUCAAGGGUAAAAGAGAAGUCAUGAAGUAAAAUUUUAUAUAAAAUGACGAUUGCUGUCGUCUUAUCGUUGACAAGGGUAUUAAUUUUAUUUUUAUGGCAUCCCGUCGACGAAAUUACCCAGACCAAGGACCACAAUAUCAAUUUUUUUCACUAAUGUUAUUAUUAUAUUUUCAAUUUGUCAAAGUUUUAUGAAUUUUUCUAAUUAUCAAAUAACAGCUACAAAACCUCAAUUACUUCUAUAUAUAAAAGCAAUUCACUGAUGUAUUUUUUACAUUAUUUGAAUUGUUUUUUUUUUCUAUUUUAUAAGAAGUGAGAUCAACCGGACGAAAAAUGACAUUUUGCAUUUCUGAGAUAAUGUUCUCGGUGUUUUCAGAAGACUUAUAAACUAUACACUUAUGUGUAGAAAUGAUUUGGAUUAUUUUUUUGUGGGCAUAUUCGUUACCAAGUCUAGAAACUAAAUAUAAAAAAAGAAAAUAAUUAAACAUUUAGAAAUUUGAUGAUACUGUCGGUCAUUCUUAGUUUUUAAUAAGACUUUUGUAAACUUUGAAUAUUUUUAGAUAAAAGAAUCGUUGCAGUUGGUGUUAUUUAUCCAGUAACAAUAAUUAUCUCAUAAUAAUUAAAACAAAAAUCAACAAAUACGUUUAUAAACUUUGAGACUAUUAACGAUUGAGAUGAAACAAAUCUGUAGCCUAAUGUUCCUACAAGUAUAAUGCAAUCUUAUAAAAAUAUAUUUUUUCCUUUUACGACGCUAAACCAAAAUAAAUUGAUGUUUUUAAUCCUUAAAUACAAAUUUGAUUUUAAUUUCCAACAUUUAUUUUUUACAAACCAAAAUUUUCAAUCAUCUUAAGUCAAAUAUAUGGUCAUUUAUUAUAUUUACUCAGAAACCUUUGAGCUUGUAAAUGUUUAAUGUUAAUCCAGAGGCAACAGUUGAUUGAAGCAUAAAUUUUAAUCAUAAAAUUACGCUGAGAAAAUACUGAUAUUUAUUUAUAUUGAAGGAGAAAAUUUUUCUAAAAUAAUGUUAUUAACAAAAAGAAUCUGCCAUCAUAUUAUCUUCAAUUGGAUAUUCACAUAGAAUAGAACACCGUUUUUAUAGUUUCAUUUGUUGUUGCUAAUAUCACAGAAGACUUUUCCCUACACUAAUAAACAUUAGAUUUUUUUAAUAUUAACAUUCAAUCAGAACACAAUUCGUUGUUAAUAAAUUAUUUUUAUUUCCAAUCGUCGAUAAAAUACAUUUCUGUUGAUUUUUAACAAUAAAAAAAGAACUAAAAGUUACUGCGGAAUGAAUGGAUUUUUUUUAAUUGAGAAAUUUUUUUUAUUGAUACAAUUCUACUAAAUCAAUUAUAAAAAAAAAUAAUGAAAAAUUUUCCUUCCUUAUAUUAGUAAGCUAGUGCAUUAAUUGUUAAUAAAAUGAUUAGAUUGAUGGCUUGCAACACAUAAAAAUUGUAUGCAGAGUUGUACAGAAUAAGUUCAAGCUUAUUCUCCACUUCAUCUUUUAAGUGUAAAACGAAAUUAUAAGAAAAAUACUGAUAUACUAAUUUAUAUAAAGAAAAAAUUAAUUUUUUGUCAUUGCAAUUGAAAAUAAUAAAAAAAGAAGUAAAAGUAA